Molecule: messenger RNA, 1329 nt
Organism: Solea solea (common sole)
Lineage: Eukaryota; Metazoa; Chordata; Actinopteri; Pleuronectiformes; Soleidae
Gene: vgll4l
Product: vestigial like 4 like
Exons: 5
Coding region: 35-865 (276 amino acids)
Biological process (GO): negative regulation of DNA-templated transcription
Molecular function (GO): transcription coactivator binding
Source: RefSeq, a predicted model, not a curated record
GUUUCACUUCACUCACAGACAAAGAGACGCAGACAUGGCCGUGGCCAACUUCCACUACAUCACCCGCAUGAGCAGCGGCUUCAAGGUCUACAUCCUGGAAGGUCAGCCCCACCUCAGAAGUGAGGACAGGUACAGGCACAUCACCAACGACCGAGUCCGAGCCCCAACGGUGUAUCCAGUCAAACGCAAACGCAGCCACGAGCGAGGCCUGACACUGGAGGAGAGGCGCGAGCGAGUUCUGGCCAGAAGCAGCGGCAAAGUAGCCCAGAGGACGGCGCCAGCACCUCCUGUGUUUACCAACUCACAGAGCCCCACGUCCACCUGGAAUUCUGCACACAGCCCCACCGCCAGCCCUCUGCCCACCCAUGUGUAUUACACCCCAGUCAUGGAUGAACCACUGGCCCUCAUCAAGAAACCAAGAAAAGACCCUGAAAACACAGAGGAGAAGUCCACCAGCAGCGGUGCCGCCACUCAGAUCCAGAUGCGACCAUCGGUGAUCACCUGUGUCUCAUCAGUAAGGAACCCCUCCAGCAGACCUGAGGUCCACAGAAGCCACACAUCAGUGGUUUCCAGCAGCAGCUACGAUCACGGCGUCGAGGAACAUUUCCAGAGGAGCCUCGGGGUCAACUACCAGAAGGCUCACUCCCAGCAGCUCUCCAUCAGCGUGUCUGUCGAUGACCACUUCGCCAAGGCUUUGGGGGACAAGUGGCUGCAGAUUAAAUCCAAGUCUUCCUCCUGCUCCUCCACACCCCCCAGUAGUCCGAGUGUCACCCACUCCCCCAGCCACAGCCACAGCCCAAAUCAGUCCCACAAAGAGUCCGCCAGCGGCUCAUCGCCGUCCUCCAGCCGCUGGUCCAUCAAUUAAAGCAGAAAUGAGCCCCGGGUGUGGGGGAAGAAACUGAACUUUUAACAUUUCAAUGCGUGCAGCUGCGAGUGCUCUACUGUUGAAGCGGCAAACGGACGCAAGGAGGGUCGCCGACGGACCGCCGCACGUCCAAAUUUAAGAUAGACACAUGUAGCAUCGGUGCCCGUUUGUCGCGUUCUUUAUCUUCUGCUUGUCGGUAGCAUCCGAGCGCCUGAGAUACUUUAGGUGGCGAUGUGGGGCGGUUGGAAAGAAAAUCAGCCCAUUCCUUUACAUUUCCUUGAUUUUGUGUCACUCCUCCGCCUGAAUGCCACAGUUUCGUUGUGUUAUAUUUAUAUUCUGAUACACCUGGGUUCCUUAUAGUCUCCGUGACUAAUGUAUUAAUGACCUAUCUGUUGUAAUAUUAUUGAGGAUUGACAGCUGUACAUAAAGCAAAGUCUUUUGGAAAGAAUAAAAAUGUAAAAAAA